AAUAUGCCAAAAGCAAGCGAGACAACACUACGCGAAUUGCAAGACAUUUUAGAUGCGGACGAUCCGGAUGAGAAUAAAUUUAAAGAUUUUCUAAAAAAGAAAACCGCACCAAAGCCAAGAAACAGUCCCCAGUAUGCGCUUGGUGGCUAUGACGUGUCAUUUGAUAUAGACGUCGAUUUGAUCAAACUGCCAGAAAAACAACAACAACAACAACAACAACAACAACAGAAACAACAGCAGGAAAAUCAGCAGGAGACUCAGCUUCAAGGUUCACAAAACGUAGCAAAUAACCGACCCCUACGUGACACGUUUAAUAAUUCCAUUUCAGCUAAUGUACCGCGCUUAGUGAUCGAAUCACAGCCAAAAUUAGAAAGCCUCAAAUCGCCAACAGAUGAGAAUAGAGAUAUAGGACGUUCCCUCAGUGCGCUGCCGGCUCAGCUCAACUGCUCUCCAGUUAAGCAAAGCGGUGGAGCCGUAAGGGACUGCAAUACUUCGUGUCAUUUGGCUGUGAGCAAGUUCUGUCAUGUGAGUCGUUUGCGACAAUAUCUGCAAGAAGAUCUUUAUUCUGUGGUCAACGAGACACAAAAAAACUCGGGAUCGUUUGCUUUUCUGCCCAAAGUAAGUAGCACACCUGCUUUGGAGAAACCGGCAAAAGUGCUACUACCACAGAGCACGCAAUCGGCAGCGACGGCAACAACCCCGAAGUCUGCGUUGAAUCAUGCUGAUUUCGAGGGGAGCUUUGAAGAGAGCCUAACGCAUUCACCGCGUCGAGGCGCGCGAGUUCGACCAGCCAGUCGGGGUACAGAACAGCCGCCGAGCUCGAAAAUCGAUUCACACCAUCCAACAGACGUUGACCGCCGGGGCACCUUUGUUAUAGAAAAGCCAAUUUUAGAUGACGACCUGGACUCGCGCUCACCCACCAACAAAGACACAAAUAUGGGACAAAGAGUAACGAAGGCUUCAACUCCGCCGUUGACUGGUUGCCCGCCUUCCAUUAGUAGUAGACAGCCUUAUGUACGUGUGAGACGUUCGUUGCCGUAUAUGGAUUUAAGCCGAGCCCCACAGCAUAUUGCGUUAGGAUCGGAUCGGAUUGUGUCUGGAACUCAAUCACCAUCGAACAAGACGCCAACUAGAGCGUCAGACUCGCAGCCUAUGGAGACAGAAUCGGAGCAUAUUGUGCCUGAAACACAAGCGCAGGAGAAUAUUCAACAUUUGGUCGGCGCAGUCGGAUCAGUAACGCCACCGCUAGCUGUUAGUUGUGGCAUCCAAACCUCGUGCAUGCCGGAGAAUGUUGAUGCUGCAUGUGGAAGCCGAGCUUUGGAGGAGAACGACGUCGGGGUUGAGAAAAGUGCGUCUCCGCUCGACUUGGCGUCUGGCGUUGGCAACACAACCAGGCGAAAUCGCCGGCAAAAGCAAGAUGAAAGCCAAGAGAGGACAACCCAGUUGCUCGAUCUUCAUCGUACGCGCAGGAGUGAUUCACCAGAGCUGCGUGUCAAGAGGACGAAUCAACCUCCACUCAAUAAGCCGGUUCUGCAGGCCAUCAAUGGGGAAGACUUUGCCGAGGAGCUUGCACGUAUGACCAACUACGAGAUUCUCGAUUUGCGAAAACGUAACUCACUUGGUAGAAUCCAUCACCAGCAAGUGUUCACCAAGGAACAGCAGCUGGCUUUGGAGCAGAGCAUACAAAUGGAAAUGCUGCGUCGUAAUCUAAGCGGUCGGGGCGAUGGCUUGCCCAGCAAGGUGACUGCAACCAGUCCAGAAUUGACUGUCCCGAAGAACGUUAAUAAAUCCCCUCCACAGCCAGAUGUGCCUAAAGAUUCGCCUCCGCUGCCACGACGAUCGCGCUCCAGGCGCCGAGGCAUACCCAUUUCUACCGAGCUGCAAAACUAUCUGGAGCUGCCUACCACUAUUAAAAAGAGGCUGAAUGAAAACAAGAAGUGCGAGACUAAGCGCAGUCUGUAUACAAAGGGUGAUUCGGAUAACGAGGAUGAUCGAUCGCAGCCAUUGGUGGCGCAACAUGGCGAAAUCACCGACAGCAUAAAGAUAGCACCUGCUCCACCGCCGAAUCUAGGCAACGGCGAGGAUGUCGAGGAUAUCCCUAUUGUGCCGCCCCCACCACUGUCUUUGCGAUAUUCGCGCAAUUUACGAGGAAGUCAACUUCAGCCAAACGAUAAUGCCGUAGCCGAGCAAGCUGAGAAUGUUGCUGAAGAGCAGAGUCAAAGCUCUUGCGCCAUGAUUAUAGAUGAUAUACAAAUUGUGCCGCCUCCACCAGAGUCCCUUCGAUACUCGCGUCAGGUACGCAGAUCUUCUUUGAAGCAGCAAGGGGAACAAGGUACAGAAGUUGCUGAAGCUUCUGGGUUUCUAAAGAAUGCAUCAGUUGGGUCGCCCCCACCAGACUCGAAUCGAUUGUUGCACAAGUCUUCUGAGGAUAUUAUCGAGGUGCUAAGCUCGGAGGAUACUCAACAGAAACAAACAGAUCCACUGGACCAUCUUCAAGCUGUUAUGGGAUCGGAUAAUAUACAGCUGCCGUCGGCUCAGGACAGUAGUAGCAGCUACAUGGAGGAAUUGCGCAUGCAAACACCAACUCCACCAUCAUCAGCCCACCAUCAAAUGGAGCUUGACGAGCAACCGAGCACUAGCAAAGCGGCUCGCGAAGCCCUGAUGUUGUCGAGCACUCGGCAACAGAAGAAAGCGAAACCAAAUUCAAGACAAAAAAAAUCCACAGGAGACAACAGUGUAUUCAAGAAACCGACCUUACCGGCACCAAGAGCUAGUAAAAGGAAUUUAAGCAUAAGCAGAGAGUUGCAAAAUCUGCGCAUAACAACAGGAGAUCAGACGUUGCCACCGCUGAACGAUGAAACAUGCAGUAAUGAUGAUACAAAUGGAGUGCGUAAAUCAAGACGUGGCCAAAUUCCACUGCGUAAUACUUGGGUUCACAGCGUCAGUGAGCCCUUCAAGUCUACCUUUUUUGAGCGCGCGAUUAUUGACACCAAUAGGCGAAAGCGCAAGCGAAAGUCGAAGUCGGACCCAACUACUCGUAGCAUUACGCUCAAUGAGAAUACGCCUUCGACUUCGCGUGGCCAUACAAGCCCACUAAAGCGUAAGCGCCAAGGCGAAGAAGACUUUGGAGAAUCGGGAAUUUCGCCAUUGCCUGAAAUAACUGAAGAAGAGGAGCAACAGGAAACAGCACACGAAAGUCCCAAAUCAAAUGUAAUAGAAAAUGAAAUCGAGCGAAAGAGACGUCGACGCCGAACAUUAAAACCAGAUUCAGAUAAUGAACGCCAAGCUGCAGCAGAAGUCGAACCUGCAGUCCAAGCAGAAGCCUUACAAUUACCUGAGCAAAUGGAGUCUGGAGUGGAAAGGGAAGGCAACGCGCGAAGGAGAAGUCGACGCCGAGCAUUAAAAUCAGUUUCAGAUACUGAACGUGAAGCUGCAGCAGAAGUCGAACCUGCAGUCCAAGCAGAAGCCUUACAAUUACCUGAGCAAAUGCAGUCUGGAGUGGAGCUAGUGUCUGAGCUGCCACCAUCCACACCCAGGUUGGAUACGUCCCAAACACAACUCUUGCAGAUGGCGGAAUUUCUACGCGGAGUUGAGAUGUCGCAAGAGUCUGACGUUGUUGCUCAAAAUGCGCUUGAUGACAGUAUAAUACGCUUUACAUCUGUGAGCGAAUUGAAGUUCAUGAAUCUGGAUGGCAUUGAAUACAGCUUCUAUAAAACAGAGGAAUCGUGGGGCAUGGGCUACAUGCGUUUCCAGCCACUGCAAGCGCGCGGCAUGAAGCGCAACAAAACUAACACCUUGCGUUUUCUUUCGCUCUUUGGAGAGUUUGUUGUUGAGGUGCAAAGAGACUCAGAAAACAUACAGACAUACGUCUUGAAAUCAGGUGAUUUCAUUGAGAUUAAAAUGGGCAGCCGUUUUAAUAUCAUAAACAGGUUGAACGAAGUGAGUUUGCUGAUUGUGAAUCCAAGUUGCACGUAGCGCGUGGCUCUGCAUGUGUGUAUAUGUUUGUGUGUGUGACUUCAAAAGCAAAACACAAACACGCAAAAGGCAGCAACAACAAUAAACAACAGCAGCAACAGCAACAGCAACAGCAACGGCAACAACAACGAGGAUGAUGCUAAGAACUUUUGUUCCUGGUCCGCUCUGCAUGCAACUUUUUAACACAUUUUCCACGUUUGCUUUGUGUAGCAAAUGUCUUAAAAGUAACAAGGAAAAUCUGUAAUCCGCAUGAUACCGAAUUUCGCAUACUCUUUCGAAUGC
Messenger RNA from Drosophila arizonae, 4257 nucleotides. RefSeq names its product Centromeric protein-C (gene Cenp-C). The record is from RefSeq and is a predicted model, not a curated record. Lineage: Eukaryota; Metazoa; Arthropoda; Insecta; Diptera; Drosophilidae.